Penaeus chinensis is the source of this 2994-nucleotide messenger RNA. RefSeq lists its product as uncharacterized. The coding region runs from base 166 to 600 and encodes 144 amino acids. The transcript is spliced from 3 exons. Lineage: Eukaryota; Metazoa; Arthropoda; Malacostraca; Decapoda; Penaeidae. The record is from RefSeq and is a predicted model, not a curated record.
AUAUUUGUUUUAGCAUUCACAAACAACGAGAAACAUCUAAAAGCUUUCCAAAAAUAAUAUGAAACCAUAACUGCACACAUUCCAAUAUUUUCUCCUAUCCUUAUUUACUUACCCUCGUCCCUCUUUCGUUUCUAAUCAUCAUCACCAUUGUCCUCCACUACGUUCAUGUUCAUUUUACUUUUUUCUCUUGUUCCUACUAUUUCCACUGACUACAAGAGAACCUACAGAAACCCCCCUAAAAUAACACGACCCUGCUCUCGUAUGUUCUUUUCAGACUCUACCAACGCCAACGGUGAGAUAGACCUAUUCAACAAUAACCUCACACUUCCUGAUGGAUCCUUGCAAGUGAUCAACUAUUCGCUCACGCUCCUGGCUAUCGGUGUCCUUAUCGGGGCCCUAAUCUCCUUGUUGCUGGAAAUGGCCCGAAAUGGCCCGACAUCCAUCGCCGACGCUAUUGUCAGAGGCGUGGAUGCUGUGAGACUCGACGGCAUGUUUAACAGCAUCGGCUCCGCUGUUGAGAAUGGAGUGAACAGCAUCCCGAUCAAAAGGACUGGACCUGCUCACUCAGUUCCAGCUGGCGCCAGACGCCGCCGCCGCUGAGCAGAAUUCUUGACGCAUUUUCCUUGAAGACGUGACGUAGAACUCUCUGACCUGGCAAGACCUAUGACGACACAACGACGGCGAACUUGCCGACAACAUCUCUCCUACAUAAGACGAAGAAUCCGACGAUGACCUUCAGGACAAGAAGUGUGGAAAAAACGACCUUUCAGACGACAGACGGAAACAGCAGUAUUUUUAGUGGAAAUGUUUAUACCUUCACGGAAACGUUUGUCUUAAUAUUGCUGACGUAACGCAUGACUCUUAGACAAUGAUGCACUGAUGACUUUAGGAGACGGAAACUAUUGGGAGACUGACUAUGAAUGAACGACUUGACGAAUUAAUGACGAUGGCUUAUGACUAUCACGACCGUAAAAGACAAUAAUGACAUUUUUAAAAUAACGAAAUACGACAAAAAAUAUAGCAAUUACACCAGUUUACCUGCUGACUUUGAGACUUUAAUAAAUAAUUUUAGACGACAUAUUACUGCGUGAUUACUAGUGACUUCUGUUGCAAUCAGUAUACGACAUACUGAAGGCCCUUUUUACAGUAACGAUGGUAGAUAGGAAAAACUUUAAAGCAAUAAGCGAAUGAGCAAAAAAAAAAAAAAAAAAAAAAAAAAAUAUCUUACUAUAAAUUAUUCAUGAAAAUCAUGCGAGUUUGGAUUACAAAACGAUUUUUUUUUAUCGUAAGUCUACGGAGAAUGAAUCACUAUACUAAAAUGACCUACCUUCUUUUACUAAAAUUCUAUCCACCAAAAGUUUCCAAUGCUUUUAAAUUCUCAAUAUGUUUCUAAACGACUUAUGGAUUUGCGAUUUAUAUGUUGUUAAUAAACCAAUAAAGACGUGGAUAACGGAAGUCCAUACGCUUUUACAAACAAGUUUACAACUACCGAAUUGUAAAGUUUUUUUUUUUUUUUUUUUUUUUUAGUUUAACUGAGUGUUCGGCAAAGUGAACUUACUUCCCUUGAACUUUUUCUCACUUUUUUUUUUUUUUUAAUGAUCAGUGACGGGUCUUCAGUAUAACUCAAUAUAAGUCCUCAAGUUCAAUAGUAAAUUAAAUCAAUCUUAUUUAUCUUUCCUUUGAAUUGAAUUAAACUUAUUCAUUUCAAACUCUAUGCAUACCAUCCAACCACUCCAGUUUUCCAUUUUUUGUCCACUGAAGAAUAAACUGAACAUAAAUAGAUCCAAAGGCGCCCUCACGGAUAUUACUUUAUUGUGAAAGUGCUGCUCGAUUCAUGACUGUGUAUGACUUUCCUUGCAUUAAUAGUAAAAGAGGACGCACAAAAAAAUGCUUUAAUGGACAGAAAAACUUAUUUCCAAUUUACUUCAGCUUUCAAAAACAAUGAUAAUUACACCAGACUAAGUGACCCUAAACAGAAUGACGGUAACUCAUCGUAUCUUGCUAAUGAUAUAUAUAUAUAUAUAUAUAUAUAUAUAUAUAUAGGUUAACUUUGACGUCCACUUGAAAGCAAAUAAUCAAGAACAAAGACUUAAAGAAAUAUACCCAUGACUCAAUAUACGACUUCGACGAUCAACUCUUAAACGACCGACUUUGUACAAUAAAACGACUGACUUUUGUUUUACACCUUUGGGCGACCUGACGCUGUUUACGCAUGGUCGACUUGUAACUGAAUCAACUGACCUUAUUACCGUCUACAAGCCUAAUGACGACUUUUACGUAGACUAACUCACUCGCGGACCAAAAGGACUGACUCACAACUCAGAGGAACGAUUUGCAACGCCUCUUAUCAUUAAAAUUUGAACUGGAACUCAGAAAAACGACUUGACGACUCCAACGAUUUAAAUCUGACUCAGAGGAACAACUCUUAAAGACUCCUAAGACUUAACUUUGACUUAACGAUUUAAACUACACGCGACUUAAACAACCACACUUUAGACCAUUCAAAUUAUCUUUAACAAGACGACAGGUAAACCAAACGAUGGAAUGAACGACUCACGACUUACACGACUGACUCAUACAGCAGUUGACUCAUUAACCGACGACAUUAAACUACUGGUUUGCCGACUCACUUCCUUGACUCACACAAAAAAGAAAGGAAAGGAAAAGAAAAAAAAAAAAGAAGAAGAAAAAAAAGGUAUUGGAUAAAGAUUUCAAAUGACAAUUUUAACCACAACUUGUGUGUGUGUGCGUGUGUGUUUAUGUGUGUGUCUGUGACGUAUUUUGAGUUCAGGGAUUAUUUCCAUAUUUGUUUUAUCUUUGUACAUUCCGUCCGUUUGUUAUCGCCCUUAUCUACCCUGUUGUUGUUGUACUUGUGAAGUUUAUUUAAUUACUUGUUCUACUGUUUACGUCUCUGUGCCAUUUCGUUGUUAUUUGUUGUUUGUUAAUGUAUUUAUGAACUUUAUUUAUGAAAAUAUUUAUGAUUUGCACUCGGAA